AUGUGUCCAUGUCCGUCCCCAUGUCGUUCCCAAGUAUGCUUGGGCCGAUGCACAGAGAGACUCAUUUCUGUCGGAUGCUGUGCAACUGGACGACCUGCAUUUGAGGUCUGGCGCUGUCGAGUGGACGUCGAGCCACCGAAUAGACUGAAGAGACGAGGGCCGGCCGAAGGGGACAAUUCGCCCAAUUAUGGGACCGAUAGGCAGGCGCGACUUGGUCCCUCCCCUUCAGCCCCGACGACACAACAGACGCUGUGCUGGACCGGCCAUAAAGUACCUUCAAGACGACAGGAUUGCCAUGUCGACCGGCUAAUUGCCUACAUUCACGUCCCACAGAUCGUGCGACUGACCGCUUUGAAACGGCUCAACACGACCGCAUUAGACGAAUGCGGUCACACCAGGUCGGCUCGUGGCGACGACUUCAGGUGCCGGCAGCUCAGCUACUCGGCUGGGCAUGGAUACCAACAUUAA
This is a messenger RNA of Protopolystoma xenopodis, 468 nucleotides long. NCBI's taxonomy places the organism in Eukaryota, Metazoa, Platyhelminthes, Monogenea, Polystomatidea, Polystomatidae. The record is from the annotation of a GenBank genome assembly.